CAGCACUAAACAUGGCGAAAAGUUAGUUCGGUAAUGGCGGCGAACUUCUAAACUUUUUGUGAUCAAGGAACCGCGAGUCUUCUUGGUUUGGGACUUUUCUGACAACCUCAAAAUGCCAUUUUCUUUGCACAGUCACAGUGGGCAGUUCUGUAAGCAUGCUUUCUGUACUUUAGAAGAGGUCGUACAAAGAGCAAUCGAAGUUGGUUUCACUCACUACGGGCUUUCAGAGCAUAUGCCAAGAUACGAAGCCGAAGAUCUGUACGAUGAAGAAAUUGAGGUGAGUAGUGCUUCGGUCUAGAAUUUAAAUAGCUUUGAAAUGCAAGAAACGUAAAACGAAAAAGGUAUGCUCUUUCGUUUUAUCGAAUUCAAGCUUAUGUAACUUAAGAUUUAGAAAGUUUAUAAUUCCAGAAUGAAACAAAUAAAAAUAGUUUUUCUGUCAGAGUUUACGACAACAAUGCAUUCUAUGACACCAGCUAUAUCAAAGGCCACAUAUUAAUGCUCUACUGCAACCUUUUCCAAACGAACAUUCUCAGGAUUCGAAAAAAUGUUCCCAAAUAGGGGUUUCACGUAGAAGUAACACAUUAAAAAAGUUAUUGGUAAUUGUGAAGAACAAUUGGAAAAACCUGUCAACUAACAUUUGGCAUAUGGUCAGCACGCAGUCGGCCAACAGACGGUCAACAGUUGACCAACAUACAGGCCACAGUUGGCCGACAGUGGACGAUAGACAGCUGAUAGUGGCCGACAGAGCAGGCAGUUGUCCAACAGUCAGCCAACUGUCAGCCCACAGUUUUAAGCUGACCUGUUAGUGCUGUAAUCAGUCUGCCAUAUUGGAAAGGUUAUUUAGACCCCAGUUUCAUGCUCACUGAAGCAACUUGUGUAUGAAUAAAUUAUUGUAUUAUUGUGCAUUAUUAUUAUUAAUUAGGAUGGCGAAGACAGGGUUGAUCAAUUUAAUUGCAAGUAUAAUUACAGACCAAAUUGGAUGACAUGAAGUCCUGUUACCAAUUAAUCAAAACUAUGACUAUGACAAAAUUUGAGAAAGAAACUAGACAUCUAUAAUAUGUUUCCAGUGUGUCAACUAUCCAAUUAAAGUGUCCAAUAACCAAUCGCAUUCAAGAAUUUUGUUGUAAUUUUGAUUAGGGUUGAACUCAGACUCUCUUAGUCAAUUAAUUUUCCUUUUUUCCUUUUGUUUAAUAAGGGACCUGUACACUUUCAAGAAAUAGAUUGAAUUGGGAAAUGGAAUAUUUUGUGGAAAUGGUAAAACUGAAAAUUAUAUAUCAGUAAAAUAAUGGCUCUUGUCAUUUUUAUAGGAAAAUUUGACACCUGCUGAUCUUCAGAAUAUGUUUAAUGACUUUGUUAAGGAAGCCAGGCAUCUUCAAGCAAAGUACAAAGACAAGAUUUGUCUCCUUAUUGGCUUAGAAACUGAGGUUAUCAGAGAAGACAGUUUUGAUCAGAUAAGAGCACUGAAAAAACAACAUGAAUUGGACUAUAUUGUCGGAUCAGUUCAUCAUGUGGAUGGAAUUCCCAUAGAUUUCAGCAAUGAACUGUUUGAUAAAGCAGUGGAACAGGCAGGUGGAACAGAAGAAGUAAUGUGUCAAUACUUUGAUCAUCAGUAUCAGCUAAUAAAGGAGUUAAAACCUGAAGUUAUUGGCCACUUUGAUGUCAUCAGGAAAUAUCGACCUGACAUUGAAUUUACAGAUGUCCUAUGGGAAAAGAUUGUUAGGAAUGUAAGAGCAGGGAUGUCUUAUGGAGCUUUGUUUGAGAUAAAUUGCAGCGGUGCAUCACCAACAAAGAAACUUAAAUGUCCAUACCCACAUCCAAGGAUUAUUGAGGUGAGACAAAUGAAGUGAAACAGAAAUUUCAUCCUGCAUCCUUAACCCUGUAACUCACAUUCGUAACCAUGACAUAAUUUCUCCUUACAAUAUCAAUACCAUAUCAAGCAGAUGAGUGAUGAGAAUAAAGAAAACAGCCUUUUACUUUUUUGAUCAAAUAAAAAGCUGCGCCUCAUUUGCCACUUGUUUUCCUCUCCACAUUAUCAGGUCAAGGCUGCUAUCUUGAUCUAGCACCAAGUUCUCAUAACUAAUUUGCAAGAGGGGAGAAUUAACAAUCAUAUGUUGGGAGUUAAAGGUUUAAAUGCAAUAUGCCCCACUGGCAAUGGAUAUAAAAUGUAUUUUAAAAAAAAUGGAAACUUGGUGUGCAAAAAAACCUGAUAAUCCAAUUUUGAGUGAAAAAGAAAUAAUUUAGAGUGUCUACUUAUCACCUUCUUUGUCUGGCUAUUGUUACAAGUGCAUUCCCUGACUGCUUUUGCCAGCAGUUUUUCCUUGUAUAGCACACAUUUUCGAAUGGAAUAUGGUGUUGUGUCAUGCAUGUGAAAGCCAUUUGCUCUGAAGAAGGCUAGUGAAUGUGGGGCAGAAGUAUGGGUGUAGGAUCAAAACAUUAUUUUGCUCUUUAUUUAUACUUACUCUCCAUGAAAUUGGAAAGAGAAAUCAUAGAAUUAUGGAAAUGAGUUAAUAUGUGGUUCAAUUAGGAAUUAUUCCUGUUCACCGCACUUAAUUUACAAUGGUAACACCACUUGCAGUACCAAUUCCACUUGCAAUACAAAAAUUAUCUAUAACAAUAAGCUGAUAACUACUGUAAUAUACUAACUUUUGAUAAAAGACUAAUCUUGACUCACAAGACUUUAUAACCUUCUUACAAUGCUUUCAAAUUACUCUUACUUAAAUGUACUGUUAAAUAAUAAUAUACAUUUUUAAUAUUUUUACAUAAUCUUCAAUAAACAAUGCCUGUGAAAAACCUCUAACAACAUAAGGACGCAAAACUUUACAUACACUACUUGCCUUUCAAUUCUUGCAGCUGCCCUCUGAUGGAUGAUUAAACACACGUUAAUGUUGCAAACUAGCUUUUUUCUAUUUGUUCUCUGCUUGUAUUGCGACUUAUGUUAACUGUUAAGAACAGCUCCCCUCUACUGAAUGUGGGCUAAUUGUCAGCUGACAGAUAACUGACAGGCCGCCAACAUAACAAACAGCUUACCAACAGCUUACUUGUUGCCAUUUCUCCUAUUUUUUUGACCAGCCACUGCCUCCAAAAGACCCCUUAAAGCAAUCUUCCUCUUUUUCCCGUAGCUUUUAGUGGCAUCUGGGGCUAAAUUGACUCUGUCAGAUGAUUCACAUGGAACAGGAGAUGUUGGUUUCUGGUACAAAAACUUGCCCCAGCACUUAGCAACUUACAGGGUCAGUGAACUUUACUAUCUGGACAGAGCACAGGUGACCAAUGACUCAGCAGGACAAGAAAAAAGAGUUGUGUCUAAAAAGUUAACAGACUGUUGGGAGCAUCCAUUUUGGGAAAAAUGUGCAGAAACUGUAAAAUAUGACAAAUGACAAUUUGUAUUUUGUUAUAUAAUUUAAUGUAAUCUUUAUCUUAUUUUUUUCUUGGGGAGAGGGGGGGAGGAAAGGUUUAAGAGUUAAACUCAGUGAAGACAUAGUGCGCUUAUUCUACUUAAAAAAAUGAUUCCAUGUUGUGGUGCAACAGUUUAGUAACAGGUCACAGAUGAGGUCAAAGCCUUGUGUAAUGAGGGCUGUUUGUGCAUUUGUGUAUUUAUGUGAGUCACCCUCAAAAUUUUAAUGACAACGUGCCUCAUGGAGCUUUAUUUAUUGUUAUCGUUUACUAAAUAUCCCCAAGCUCAAAGCAAUAUUUAAGCCCAAAAAGGGAGCAUGUUUCAUUUAUGUGGAAUUUAAGAUAUAAGUCAGCAGUUGUUUCUUUGCAUUUUAAUUCUAUUUUCAUUUUGGUUUAGUCAUACAUCAUUAAAAAUGUUCAACAAAAAUCUAUUGUUAUGAAUUUUUUGCUCUUAAACAAAACUAGUUUUAAAGUUA
Messenger RNA from Pocillopora meandrina, 3866 nucleotides. The record is from the annotation of a GenBank genome assembly. Lineage: Eukaryota; Metazoa; Cnidaria; Anthozoa; Scleractinia; Pocilloporidae.